Molecule: messenger RNA, 12987 nt
Organism: Passer domesticus (house sparrow)
Lineage: Eukaryota; Metazoa; Chordata; Aves; Passeriformes; Passeridae
Gene: IL20RB
Product: interleukin 20 receptor subunit beta
Exons: 7
Coding region: 338-1261 (307 amino acids)
Biological process (GO): cytokine-mediated signaling pathway
Cellular component (GO): plasma membrane
Molecular function (GO): cytokine receptor activity; interleukin-20 binding
Source: RefSeq, a predicted model, not a curated record
GAAUGGAAAAACCCAACACCUCCUCCUUCCUCCUUACCAGCCUCUGUUGAAGCCAUGUAAUUGUCAGGGAGUGAAGCAGAGUUUCCCCAUCCAGCAGAGAGCUGCACAGACCUGCACAGAGCUGCUGGCAGCAAUUACCUGGCACUCCCUGCAGCUGCACCUCCCAGACAAUCUUUGUGCCUCUCUGGCACUCUGCAGGCAGGCAGGAGGAGUUCCACACUGCCCUGCAGUCUCCACUCGCUGCCCACCAUGGCUGGCUCAGAAGAGGCUCCCUGGCUGCCAGGGGAAACUCCUCAGAUGUGGAACAGGGUGUGAACCUGGGCAAAACCUGAGCAAAAUGCCACCAGAGCUCAUCUGUCUCUUCCUGUGCACUCUGAGUGCUCCAAGUCUCUCAGGAGGAGAUGCUUUGUUGCCAGCACCUCAGAGUAUCUCCAUUCUUUCAACCAACAUGAAACACUUCUUAACUUGGAGUCCUGUGAUCGUUCAGGGAGCAACUGUGAGAUAUUCAGUUGAGUUUCAAGGGGAAUACGAGCGGGAAUACGCCAACGGGAGCUGGAUCCCCAUCUCGGAGUGCUCCCUCACCACAGCCACCGUGUGCAACCUCACCGAGGACAUCUCAGCCACCGUGGCCUACAAGCUGCGUGUCAGGGCAGAGCUUGGUGCCACCAGGUCACAGUGGGGCACCACGAAAGGCUUCUUCAACCGCGCCAUGACUUCCCUCACCCCACCCCUGCUGAGGGCCGUGGCAGACGGGCACCAUUUGCUGGUGGAGCUGGCAGACAUGGGACCCUCCUUCCAGUUCUGGGUGCUCUACUGGAGGAAGGGCCAGGAGAGCAGGGUGCAGCAGAAGGUGCUGAAGGAGGUGAGCUCCGUGGUUCACCUGGACACCAUGGAGGCAGGAGCUGAGUACUGUGUGAAGGCUCAGACACACGUGGAGGCCAUCAACAGGAGCAGCAGCUUCAGCCCCACGCAGUGUGUGAGGGCUCAGGGUGACAAAUCCAUGUGGCUCGUUACUGCCCUCAUCUCCUCUGCUGGCUUUGCUGCGGCAGCUUUUACCCUGCCUUUUCUUACCUGGAAAAUAAGGAAAAUCUUCCAAUACUCCUGCUGCCCCGCUGCUGUCCUGCCAGACACACUGAAGGAAUCAGAGCCCCCCACCCAGCUGAUCCUGCGGGGCAGUGAAGAAGCUGAGCAAUGUGACCUGAUGGUGGUUGUGAUGCCCUCAGAAGAAGUUCUCCAGCUGUGGAUUCAAAAAACACUUUAGAGUAACCCAGAAAACAGACAGCCCCUUUGUAGCAUCUCCAUCCAUCUUCAUCAAAAGCAAGUAAAGGUGGCAGCUGCCAGUUCCUGUCCCUGUCCUUCACACCCUGACCCGGGAGCAGACAUGGGGUGAGCCACGCUCCCUUUUUUCAGCCCCACUGCUGCUCCCAAGGCAGAGCUGACCAGAGCAGCACCUGGAGAGCCCAAUCCCUCAGCUCCAAAUCAUUUCAGCCUCGGUGUUUUUACCUCAGUAAGAGCUUCUUAUGUGGCUAAGCCAGCUGGAAUGACCAGGGGAAAAAAUACACAUGCUGAAGUGAGGUCAUGUUCUUUGAAAAGGGCACAAGGGGAUGUAGCAUCCUAAUCUGUGCACGUGACUGUCACAGUGCUGGUGCCACCAAAACUUGCAGACAGCACCGUGAGGGAUGCCUGGCUUUCACCAGUGCUUUGGAAGGAGUGAUGUGGGAAACAGCCAGAUUUCAGAAGUGUUUAGAGGGAGCUCUGCAAGACCAGCAAAGCAUCACUGACAGUGUGCAGCUCCAGUAUCACCCAGUCAGAGUGUCAAAAAUGCAAACACUGUGUACACAUGAAGGAAAAACCAGGACCUUUAGGGAAAAGAAAAUUAGGGGUGAACUAUUUAAAUGAGAAAGGAUUGGAGUAGAGAAAGAUUGGGAAAAGACAGAGAAAGGUAGGCUCCAGAAAUAGUAAAAGAAAUGGGAAAAGAGAAAAAAAAGAUACGUGAAUAGUGGUCAGGAUUUUCCUGGGUGCUUGCUGGGUAUCCCUGUGGUUCAACACCACACCCAAAACAGAACAGUGAUUAUUUCACACAAGGCAGAUGCAUUGCUCUGGUCAAGAGGGACAGAGUGAGGGGUAGAUGCAGUUCUUAUCUUGACAAACACAGGAAUAUCAGGCUGGAUGGACCAAGCAUUGCCAUUUAGUGACCAUCCCAGGCCUGACAACACCAUUAUCCUCCAGGCACCUUGUCCUCUUGAGGAAGGAAAUUGCAAAAGACAAGAGAAAUUCCUUCUAAAUACAGCUAAAAUACAGGUGUUGUCUAUAUGGCAAUUAUGGCUGUCAUAUUGGAAAAAAGCUGUUUUUUCACCUGUAAAGCAGAGACUUGUGUCAGCAGGGCAUGAAAAACCAUUGAUCUGAGAAGCUCUUUUCAAAAGCUCUUCGUGGUUUUAAUGAAAUGCAAGACAUCUCAAAGAAUGCACCUUUUCCAGUUCCAUUCUUGCAACCUUGUGUGAGGCCAUCGGGUGGCAACAAAGCACCAUGGAAAGGCAGAAUUGGCUCAGGAGUCUGUACCUGUGCUCUGCCUGGGCAAUGGGAUCCCUGGCUCCUGGCCAGCCCCUCAUUUUCCUGUUGCAGCCCACUUGUUUGGUGUAUUCCUGUCUCAUUAGCUUCUUUCUGGACAAUAUUGGAGUGCAGUCCUUUGGUGUUGAAUUGUAAGAUGGAUAUUGCUGAAUAUUGAGCAAAUUAUAGGGUGAGAAAAUCCAUGUAGGUCUGGGCAUUGAAGAUUCAGUGUUCUUUAUUAGUUUGUUGAUAAUUAGCUGGGAAAUGCCUGGCUACAAGCACCCAUGAGAUGCUGGGCCCAGAGAUGAUUUGGAAGCAGAGAGGAAAAGGGCAUUUUCAUGGGCAGAAAUUACAAGUGCCCAGCAGGUCUCACCCUCCCUAAAUCAAGCUGGGCAGCAAUGGCAGCCAAGCAGGGAGUGAUGCUGGCAGUGAGCUGCAGUGUGUUUGGGAAGCACAGACAGCACAGAACUUCAGCUCCUUGCAGGGUCAAGGGCUCUUGGGCAAACAUCCCUUUGCACAGCUUUGCCCAGUGCUUGAAUUUUCAAGGGCAGCUCCACAUGACAGAGGCCUUGGUAGUGGGGCUGGUUUAGGGAGCUCCCCUGCCUCAGCUUUAUCCUUAUUUUAUACCCCAUUGAUUCAGAUGAGUUCAGUGCCUUGACUUCUACACACCCCACAGGGGUGUCCCCAUGCAGGAAAUGAUCCUCUGGCUUGUCCAUGCCAUAGGUCCAAGAAGCCUCAGCAGCUCCUCCUAUCUCUUCCCCCCACACUGCUGCAUUGUCAGAAUCACAGGAUCAGAAUCUUCUGAGCUGGAAGGGACCCACAGGACCCACAAGUCCAGCUCUUAAGUGAAUGGCCCAUAUGGGGAUCACACCCAGAAUCUUGGCAUGAUCAGCAACAUCCUCUAACCAGCUAUGGCAGCACCAGCAAUUGUUCAGGGGUAUCUAGAAAAGAAAGGAAAUAAAAGGCCAUUGAAUGUGAAAGGCUUUUAAAAAAUUAUUUUCAUGUGUAUUUUCCAGCUGCACAUUAAGCAUAGAGCAUAUGUUUCUUCCUCACUUGCAAUAACAGAUUUUAUGUCCUUCCUCAUUGCCAAUAAAGCAGUUAAACUGUUGUAGAAAACUGCACAGACAACAUUAAACAAAAGAAACACCCGAGAAAAAAUUCUUAAAAUGGGGACAUGGGAGAGAACUGUGUAAGUGCCACUGCCUCCUUAGCAGACUAUUCUCAAUUUACAUUAGGAUAUUCCAGUUUAUGGCAGCUUGAAGCCAAAUUUGAGAUGGUGAUUGAAAAUCCUUUUCAACCUCCUCCUUUGGAAGAAUGUGGUGCAUUUUGUUAAGCCUGAAAAUCAUGGUAGAGAACAAGAGCAAUUCCCCUGCCUGCCAUGUAGGGUGGCAUUGGCACGGGCAGCUGCCAUCACUGACCCCUUAAUUCAUUUUCCUGCUAUCCAAAAGUUAAUUUUGGCAUGGCAAACACUGCCUUUGAUAACUGAUUUUGCUCCCACCACCACGAUACCACCUUGCAAAACGGCUCAGACCAUUCACCCCAGUGAAGGAUGUGUACAUGUGAGCUUUUCUCUCUGCCUUCCCCUUCAUGAGGUACCAAGUGGCUCCAUUUCUUUCAAAAUAAACUUUUCUACUUUUCUCAAAAAGUGUUGCAUGGAAAUAAAGCACAAACCUGCAUCAUCUUCUGAGCGAGUUUUGGUUUUGUGCUCCAUUACCUGUGGGAUGUGAGUCCAAAAACCCAACCUUUUUAUGAAGACUUUGUAAGAACAGAAGAAGUGGUAAUUAGAACAGUUUUCAAAGAAAAAAUUAUGAAGAUCAGCAUAAAAACUGUGGAUUACCUGAGAAUUUGAGCAGAGUUACAUAUUGCUGCACUGACAAGAAAGCAAGGAAUUCAAUUAUCUGUUCCAUGACACUAACAGCCUGGAAUAUAGGGUAAUUUUUCCUCUGAACUAUAUUUCAUUAGAAGUAUAUUGCUUUUUGCAAUUUUUAUUCAUUUCUCUCUCCAAUCAAACUGAGAUCUUUAACUUGAUAAAUUACCAUUUUACGUGUUUCCUGCAUUAUUACUUUAUGUUUUGUCUCUUCUCUUACAAAAUCCAGAGGUAACCAAAAGCACUACUUUGACUGCAAAUCAGUUCUAUUUCUUGUGAAGGUGGUACUCCAUCCUGCAAAUAAACUGCUACAAAAAUAAUAAACAUCCAAACCAGGGACAGAUAUUUAUUGCUUAAAGAAUUUGCCUACAGAUGAUUCUGUUGCUAUUACAGUGUGAAACAGCAGAAACAGAAAAUUACUCAGUUCAUGUCUCUUGUGGUGUUUCUCAAUAAAUGGAACUAUUAAAAAAAAUCAGAAAUUACUAAAUCAAGACAUAAAAGCAAUUAAAAGAUGGCAAGGUUAAAUGAAAUUGUCCAAGUAAAUACUGCACACGGAGCCCUAAUUUGGUUUCCUGCCGUGCAUGGGCUAUAAUUUAGCUGUUACUACAGAAAUGGCCCCAUCUGAGGAUUUUAAUGUCCAUGAUUUGCUUGGGAUCAACUCAGGCCUUUGAUAAGAGCCAAGGACAUGCUGUCCCCGUGCAGGCAGUGGUCCUACCACACACACCCUGCCCACCCACAGCCCCCAGGCAGGGCUGGUGUUGUUUUGGUUUUUUGAGUUUUUCUAAGCCUUCUGGUGUUUAUAUUCUUGUAAGAAACUUUCUAACAGACUCUAUGUAAAUAAUUAAUUGUUUUGCAUUCUUUUCUGGUGGAAGAGAAAUUUGAUGGACUGUUGGUUUGUCCAGUGUCAUUGGAGAGGUGGCACUGUCAUCCUCCAAACCACUGUCACUUUUUAAAAUCUAUAAAUGUUGGAGUCAGGAAUUAGACUUCCCUUCUUUUUACCUUAGAGACUCCAGUGUCCACGUCGGUUCAUUUUGUGUCCUAAAGCAACAGGCUGGCAGCAGCUUCCACUGGAUUCACACAUCCUCAGUGCUGGAAUCCAGCAGAGACAUGGGGACGCUGCCAGCCUGAGCUCUGCUAGUGUGCCUGCAUUUAAUGAUGUUAAGGGUGACUUCAGGAGGGUCUCAAGCCAUAUCUGCUUUUUAAAAAUCUUUUUUAUAAUUUUUUCUUUGAUCAGACAUCUGAAUCAAGAGUAUGAGGCCUAUUUAAAGACUGAGCACAGGUUUAAGUCAAUACUAUUCUACAUUAAGUCAAACAAUUCCCAUUUGGCAGAGCUAUUUCAACAGAGUGUCUCUAUCAGUAUCCAAUCCUGCAGUCUCGUUAAGGGUGUUGUAUUAACACAUACAAAUUCCAGGGGUCUGUGAAACCUGGAUGAUUUGGGCACCAUCAGUAGAGCCCAUGAUGGAGGAAAGGACAGAUGCACACAACCUCAGAGGUCAGGUGGAGAGGUAGAGUGUUCCCUACCUGAGAUCUUGCAGGAUACUGAGAAAAGAAAGGACUUUUCCCCAUCCAAAAUCCAGUCAAGGAAGGGGUUGGAAAGAGGAAAUAUUCAUGACCAGCUGUGAAGCUGGAAAUACAGCUCCCAAGCUGAGCAGUCUGUAUGAUGCUGCUGAACUUCUCCCUCCUGUAGCUUCAUUCCCAUUUAAGCUCCCAGAAGAUUCAUAACAUUUUCCCUUUGAAGAAUUGCUCUCUCAUUUUGUCCCUUUGCUGAGGUCAGAGAGUUCAUGUAGACCUGUGAGACUGGUCUUUGAUACCAGCCAGCUGUAGCUCUGUACUUUUAUCUUAUUGUGGUCUGCAAAGCAGCCUUCCACUGCACCAGCCCUCCCUGCUCUCUGCUUUCACUCUGCUCAGUGUCCUGCUCGUCCUCCAGGUUGCUCAUCUAUCUCCUCCCUCCUGCUGCUCUCCAGACAGGCUGAUGGCUAGCAUUUUCCCUCUUUCUGCCAAGUCCUGGCCUUGACUCCCUCUUCUGCCAUCUGCUACAACUUCAUUGUGAAAUUUCAUAUUGUUCAGAGCCACACUCUGCUGGGUUUGGUGCUGCCUCAAAAGUCCCUCAGUUUGGAGGAUGUCUUUCCCCAUGACACUUUGUGCCAUUUUGGGGCAGUCUUACCCAGCCUUCUCAGGCAGUUUGGCAUUUUCUUAGUUACUUCUGCAUCCUCAUUUUCCUCACUUUUCCUUCAAUGCACUGUGAAAAGCUGUCCCCAGCCAGGCAGAAGCUUUCCAUGCAGCAGCCUAUCUUCUGCCUGCUGACCUUUUCUCAUCCCCUUGGAACAGUUAUGCAAUUACCUGCCUUUGCUCUGGAGAGACAUCUUUGCCACUACGUUUUGCUUUCAGUAUUGAUCUCUUGAUUUUUAGUUUGGUUGCUUUGUCUUCUGCUCUGCUCCUGGGGGAGAGAUUUCUGCUCAAAUUGAGGUUUGCUACUGAAAGGUUUAAAACCUGCUGGCUGUAUGUAUAAAUUUGCUGUGCUCUAUAACUUCUCUCUCAAUGUAGACCAAAUGCAGUGUCCCUGUUACAUUCAGCUCCCAGAGCCAACCUGACCAUCCUGCCUCCCUGUGGCAAGCAAAGCUUGUCCUCACCUUCAGCAGCACUACCCUGAUGGGAUCAUGGGCACAUCCCAGGGGCUUUUGGUGCCCUGGCUUGGAAUACACCCCCAGGGACACCAUGUGCACCCAUUUCCUGCAUGGCCCCAUCAAAAAGCCAUCCCUGCACCUAAGCAGCCUCUUCUACUCUGCUCUGGUAAAGUCUGUUUCCCCACGUGCAUUUUGCACAGGGUCCAGUUUCUGCAAAGAUACAGAAACGUGAAGCUCCAGGUACAGAGCUUGCUCAAACAAAUCUCCCUGAUCACUCCUUUCUGAACUAAAAUCCCACUGCAAAUCAUAAUAUACUACUUAAAAUGCCUGGACAUAUGGAUGAAUCCAAUUAUGGGGGAAAAAUACAUGGACAUACAAAUAUGCAACAUUACUUUUCAUAUAAAUGACACCAAAUGCACACAGUUUACUCCUUUGCCAGGCAGAAUCGGAACACUAUAAACAUUUAAAUGUUCUAGCUUCUGUCCCUAAAAAUACAUUGAUAAGAGAAGGGAAAACUGUCUUAAAAAACACAACAAGGAAGUAAUAUAAAUUAAUUCAUCUGUAGUUAGUGGAUUAAGCACUUCCAAUAGCACAGUGGGAUAUGACAAUAUAUAACUUUAUAUGAAUAUGGAAAUCAGACGCCUGGGUUAUAAACGAGCAUGUUUGAGUAAUGAACCCUUUGACAUUUCUCAGCACUGCUCUGUUUGUUGUGGCCACUUUUGCUCUGAGGCUGCUUUCAUGACAGGCCAGGGUGCCCAGGAAUAUUGAAAGACUCAUGAGCUGCCAUUAAGGCUUUGAUGUGCAAGAAUGCUUCUUUAAUUGCAGCAAUAAAGAAUGAAGUAGGUUCUGCUUUUAGAGUUCUUCUUAAGUGGGCCUGCAGCUCCUCAUAACAGCUUAGACAUAUCAAAGUUAGCCUUAACAAAGAGUACUAAAUAUUAAUUAAACUUUCAUCUCAAUCCAAUCCAACUGUCAAUUGUGAGGAAAUAAUUAUUGUAACUGUAAGACAGAAAAAAUUCUAAGUCAGGAUCAAAAGCAGGAUAGCAUGAUACUCAAUUCACUCCCACCAUAGGUGGGCACAUGUAAAUAGCUUGUUGGGAAUUGCCUCAGGAAUAUCGUGCUUGCUCAGCCCUGACCUUUUGGACUGCCUCUUCAGGCCACUCAGCCAGCCAGCUCCCCCAGACACGAAUCAAGGCAUGACUCAGACCUGUCACUUCUUUUCAUCUCCCUUCCUCUCCACCAGCUGCUGGAAGAAUUAAAUGCAGAUAGCAGAUGAGUGUAAAUCUGCUGGCAUGCCAGUCCCACCCAGCUCUGCCACAAAGCAGUGCUGGCUGAUGGAUCUGCUGUGUUUGGGACACUCAGGGAGCCUGUGUGCUGCAGGAGGGUGCCUGCAGUGCCACAGCCAGGGUGGGCAAUGCCGACCCUGAUCAGAGCAGGGCCCCUGCACAGGGCACUCAGGGAUGGCUUGUCUACUGCCCAGUGAUGCUGGACCACGGAAAUUUUUAUGGGAGAGGCAACAGUUUAUUUUACCACUUCAUUUCUGUCAAGACUAGUAAAGGUCUUUGCUACAGUACUGUCAGAAACCAUUUUUUGCCUGGUUGCUUUAGGAACAGGGAGAAUUUCCUGAGCAAUCUUCUUGUCCUUGCCUAAAUGCCCACAAGCAAAGUACGUGAAAGACACAAGUCAUGAGUUAAAGUGAAGACCAAGAUUUCCUGUGGUAUCAAUAUUCAGCCCACCUUCACGGGGACCCCUGGGGGUUGUCCGUUUGCUGAGGGCUUAAUUUCUGUCAGAAAAUCAGGAUUGUCUCUCAGCAGCAUCUCUGAGAUGAGCUGGACUGUGCAGCCCAGCCUGUGUGCUCAGAGUGCCAAGCAUCACUGCUGAACACAGACUGCUUUGGGCCAGAGCUCUGAGGAAAAGAUAAAAAACGGGGUGAAAACGGCAAAAAGGAGCCUGAGUCUGGAGUGAACACAAACUUCCCAGCUGGGUAACACAGUCUGGGCAAAUAUGGGCAAUGUUUCCAUCCCAACCCUCUUCUCCAAAUAUAAAAAUAAAACCUGUUAAGUGACUGAGGUAAGGAGAAAAUUCCCAUUCUCCUGGACAGAGCAGAGACAGGGGAGGUGUAUUGGGGGCACACCAAUCAUUCAUAUUUACCCUGGAAAGAGAGCAAGAGAAAGCUGUGAGGAGCUCUAUGUCAAGGGAGGAAAAUUCAAACUGGAAAAGGAGAUUUUGAGCCAUUUGCAAGACAAAUGAAUUGAACAAGGGAAUGCUGUCGCUCUGGGGUGCUGAGGAAAAGCAAAGAGGAGCUGCCAGGAAGGGUCCAGUCCAAAGUGGCAAGAGGAGCUGGGAAAUCCAGUCCAGUGACAGCUGAAAAGGAUAAAAUAAACACAUGAGGAAGCCCAGGGGGACAGAGCCAUAAGAAAUGAAAAUUUAAAUAAAAGCUAUAGGGGGUUUAAAAUGUUGAUUUAAAUCCAGCAUAUAAUCCCAUGCAUUUGACAUUGCUGGUUCAAAUAAACACCCAGACUGAGCUCACCAUGUCCCCAUCAGCAGCAGAGGACCCAAAAGUAGGGCUUCCUCUCACUUUAGUGAAUGGUGCCUCUGUUUUCCACUAGUGAAAAACAGAGCCUGAUUGAAAGAUUCCUUUUGCAAAAGCUAUCAGUAUUUUAAAUCCUCCCAGUCAAAUUGGUUUUGUACACAGUAAACACUGAGUAAUAACAAUUUACACUGAUCCUCUAAGAAAUACUAAAGGAAAAGGGGUUACUAUAACCUGGGAAGGUAAUUUUUCUUACAACAUCAAAGAAAAAUUGUUGCAAAAAGAUUUUUAACGAUUCUUGUAGCCACAACCUGAAAAAUAUAUCUCUGUAGCAUUCAAACCCUUCUAAGUUAUCAUCAAAGAUAAUACCACAUAAAUACUACUUAAUCCAGGCAUCUGAACUGCCUUCUGCAACAUAUGCAUGAUCUUUCCAUUUUUAUACACAACAAAUCUGAUAAACAGAGAUUAUAUAAAGAGAAGUCAUUGGAGUAUUACAGCAUGAGCAUAGCACAGAAUAGUUUCCUUCUUCUCAAGUAAUCCCAAUAAUAAAAAAAAAACCAACUGGUUUCCUUAAAAAAAGAAAAUUAUUCACAUUAAAAAUUCUCUGACAGAGCCUACUUUACUUUCUGUUAGUUUUUUUUUUAAAUGCUUAAGAUUCUAAAAGCUCUGUAUCACAAAGCAAACCAAAUUUCUGCUUUAUUUUACCUUUUUUUUUUUUUUAAUUUACUGCCACCAUGUCAUUCUCAACAGCUCUGCCAAUCUGAAAAACAAGAAUGAAGAAGAUAAGGAGGAACAGAAAUAGAAGUAUCUGUUAUGAUUAGGAGUUAAAUAAAAUGUAAGAAGUAUUUAGGACAAAAUUAUCCCAGAAAACAAAGGUCUUGGAUGCCCACCCCUCAGGGAGAUGGGCACAGGGAGAAGCAGAGUGUGCAGGCGUUGGUGCUGCAGGCCAGCAAACACAAUCCACAGGGCAACAGAUAGAGAAAAAUUGUGAGAAAAGAGCUGUAAAGACCUAUAUUCACACUUGGAGAAGUGUGAUGAUUCAGAUGCUGGCAGCCACUUGAAAGACAGUCCUGAAGAACAGCACCAGCUUCCUUGUGAAGGUUUUCUGUCAAAGUUUCAAGUGCUUUGUUUAUUCCUCUUAGCAAGUGGAUAACCCUGAGAAAUACAGGAGCAUCACAAUUGCAUUACUGAGUAAAUGUCCUAAACAUAAAAAUAAUUGAAUAAUCCAGUGGUCCUCUGAAUAGCUAUCACCUUGAUUUCUUGCAUGCAAUUAAAACCAAGGAAAGAAUGCUGAUUAUUUGGCUGCAAAAUGUAAUGCUGCAAGGGCUGGGAUAGGGAGAGGUGCUCUGCAAUUCCAACAGGACAAGAAGAGGCACUCUGCUAGUGCAGAGCACAGGAGAAAACCUGGCUCUGAGGAGGUGGCACUCAGCAGGCACAGGCAGGAGUGGGCAAGGCAAAGCCUCUUGGGUUCAAAGUUACUUCAGCAAACUUGCAGAGCUGCCAUCACAAUUGCUCUUACAGAGCUCUGUGAGUUUUCUCACAAAAGUUUUAACUUUCCAAUUUAUUUAUAACAAAAAAUGACCAAAGUCAGAGUGUAGAAAUAGUGGGAAAUCUCAUCAACAGUUGGGCACAGACAUUCAGGACAGGCACCAAAAAGAGCCAUGAGUCCUGUGGCUACCUGUGAGGGGCAGCAGGAAGGCAGGAACACAUCCUGGAAGCCUUAAGGAGAAAUUUCACCUCAUCCUCCCUGGCUUUCUCAAGGAGCUGGAGAAGCUGUCCCCCACGUCCUGUGUGGAGGCAGCAAAGCACAGCACGAGCUCUGCCUGGGGCUCAUGAGCACUGUCCUGUCUGUCAGUGUGAGCUGCUUGGCUACAUGGAUGUUUCCAGCAUAUUGGAGAUUUCCAGUGUGGAAUAUCAGAUAUUUCCAAUAGUGGAUAUUUCCAGGGAAAGCCAUUGCUCUGAGAGCAAUGCUCCUGUCCUUCCCAGGGAAAGAUAUGGUACAUCUGAAAGAGGCAGCUGUCUGUCUAAGCCAGGAUAUCCCUGUACCUGCCUGGGUUAUUUCCAAAGGUUGGUCACUCCUAGCCUGCUAACUGGAGAGUUUCAGGUUGAGGCUGCUCUGAGAGGCCACCAGCACACCCAUGGCCCCUGCAAGGAGUCCAAACUAGGCUGGAAGGAAAUCCCACUCAGAAGGCACAAACAGCUUCUUCACCACUGGAAACUGAGUUCAUCCACCAAGGGACAGAAGUAUUGUGUGACAAGUGUGGCCACCUCAGUGCUGGACAUGGGGGUUCAUGGGUUGUGCCUCCACCACCCUCAGGUGCUCUGCUCCUCAGGACACUCAGCACUCAGCAGAGAGCUCUGAGCAAUGUGCUCAGGGGUCAGAAACUCUGCAAGCCAGCUGGACAUCAUGAGUGGACAAUGCACUUCUAUUUGGAAAUGGGAUAUUGAGUAUUAACUACUCCCUGCUCUCCGCAUUGCCAUCUGGUGAAUAAAGCCCAGGGUUUGCUCUAAUUAGCUCUGUCCGUCUGCACAAAGCAGGACCUACAGAAUUUCCUCCAGAUCCACUUCAAUUGAAACAUCUGCAAGAGCUGUGUCUGGGAGUAAAAGCCUGGGCAAGGGGCUCUGCUUGGUGCUGUGAAAGAUGUGGGUUUCACACAUCACACACUUUCAAAUCUAAAUUCCUCUGGGGCUGCCAGAGCAAGCCUCUGAAGAAAGAGAUUUGCACCAACAUGCCGAAAGCAGAAUCAAGCCCUGGAUUUACUACUCUCUAGCUCAGAGCAGCAAAGCUAAAGUGCCACUCCAUCCCUCCUCCUCCUGGACGAAUCUCUACCCCGGGGUACACGAAAAAUGCCUUUCGCGGCUCCACAUAAUAAUAACAUUAAUAAUAAUAAUAAUACUAAUUCUUUUCGGGACUGAGCCGUGACGCCUCCCCCAGGCCGGCGUGCUGCAGCGGGCUCCGAGCGGUGCCGGGCACGGUGGCAGCGGGUGGCAGCUGUCCCUGCCUCCUCCUGCCCAUCCUACGGGAGCAGGGGACAGCGAGCCUGGCAGCCUGCAGGUGUCUCCCGGCGGAGGAGGCUGCGGAGCCCCUCGGGAGGAUGAUGUGCGGUAGCCGAGCAGAUGUUCACUCGCCUCUGGGGCUCCUCGGGAGGCAGAGCCGCUCCGCUCCCCUCAGCGCGCUGAAGCUCCGCGGCUGCGAGAGAUCGGCCCCGCUGCCGCGCCGGCAGCUGCUCCUCUAACCAACAAAGGCAGGGUUUCAAGUGAAGGGGAAGAAUGGGAGUCUGGCUGCAGAGCUUCCUUCACCGCUUCAGCAGCAGACUGGAAGAAGCCGAGAGUUUUGAUGCCUGGACAACUGGAUUCUGAAUCGUGAGAGGCUUUGAAACCCACCCCCCCCUCCCAAAUAAAACAAACCCCUUUGACUUCUU